Desarmillaria tabescens is the source of this 505-nucleotide messenger RNA. RefSeq lists its product as uncharacterized. The transcript is spliced from 3 exons. NCBI's taxonomy places the organism in Eukaryota, Fungi, Basidiomycota, Agaricomycetes, Agaricales, Physalacriaceae. The coding region runs from base 231 to 491 and encodes 86 amino acids. The record is from RefSeq and is a predicted model, not a curated record.
GUCCUUUCAAACUCCGCCGUUUCAGGUUCCGCGCUCCCGGAUCGCGUCAUUGCACGUGAUGUUGACCUUUUGUUGAUGCAAAUUCCGACUCCCUUUCUCUCGUUCUUUCCACUACCAUCGUUCUUCCUCAGUUCUUCAGGCAUCGAUACUCCACGAAAAAGUGCCUCUAUUCAUCCACUUCUAGCUCAUGGCCAGGGAGAACGGUGUUGCGGUUGAAUAUUUCUUCGAGUAUGUGGACCAUAGAUUUAUCUCUUCUAUUGUCACUGACUACUCUUCUCUAUUUGCCUCAGAACUCGACCACACUGACAUCCUCUCUACCCCCAGCUAUGGAAGUUGUGCGACAAUCCCGUGACUCUUUGGUGCCCUUGCGAUAUCUGUUUAGGGAUGGAGGACAUUCCCGCAGUCAGGGUGAGUCAAGACUGCCGGCUACUUUUGAUGCAAUGAUUUAUUUUGACGCCGUAGCCACUCGCUCAUUAAUACCUCUGCCGUGACGAUACCAUUAUCA